Molecule: messenger RNA, 1890 nt
Organism: Peromyscus eremicus (cactus mouse)
Lineage: Eukaryota; Metazoa; Chordata; Mammalia; Rodentia; Cricetidae
Gene: Nr6a1
Product: nuclear receptor subfamily 6 group A member 1
Exons: 11
Coding region: 199-1686 (495 amino acids)
Biological process (GO): regulation of DNA-templated transcription
Molecular function (GO): DNA-binding transcription factor activity; zinc ion binding; sequence-specific DNA binding
Source: RefSeq, a predicted model, not a curated record
GAGCUGGCCAGUGCUGAGGGGGCGCGGCGCGGAGGAGCGCGGAGCCGGGAGGCUCGGGGGCCCAGAGCGCGCGGCGGCCGGGAGCCUGCCGGCCCCUGACAGCCCCCUCCCCCCGGUGGACGACGACGACGACGACGACUACUAGGGCGCGAGUCAUGGCGGAGCAGCGAAGCCUGCGGGGGCCCUGAGCGCCGCCGCAUGGAGCGGGACGAACGGCCGUCUAGCGGAGGGGGAGGCGGCGGGGGCUCGGCGGGGUUCCUGGAGCCGCCCGCCGCGCUCCCUCCGCCGCCGCGCAACGGUUUCUGUCAGGAUGAAUUGGCAGAACUUGAACCAGGCACUAAUGGGGAGACUGACAGUUUAACACUUGGCCAAGGUCACACACCUGUUUCUGUUCCAGAUGAUCGAGCUGAACAACGAACUUGUCUAAUCUGUGGGGAUCGUGCUACAGGCUUACACUAUGGGAUCAUCUCCUGUGAGGGCUGCAAAGGUUUUUUCAAGAGGAGUAUUUGCAACAAACGUGUGUACCGGUGCAGUCGUGACAAGAACUGUGUCAUGUCCCGGAAACAGAGGAACAGGUGCCAGUACUGCCGCCUGCUCAAGUGUCUCCAGAUGGGCAUGAACAGGAAGGCUAUCAGAGAAGAUGGCAUGCCUGGAGGCCGGAAUAAGAGCAUUGGGCCAGUGCAGAUAUCAGAAGAAGAGAUUGAAAGAAUCAUGUCUGGACAGGAGUUUGAGGAAGAAGCCAAUCACUGGGGCAACCAUGGUGACAGCGACCACAGUUCCCCUGGGAACAGGGCUUCAGAGAGCAACCAGCCCUCACCAGGCUCCACACUGUCAUCCAGUAGGUCUGUGGAACUAAAUGGAUUCAUGACAUUCAGGGAUCAGUACAUGGGGAUGUCAGUGCCUCCACAUUAUCAAUACAUACCACACCUUUUUAGCUAUUCUGGCCACUCACCACUUCUGCCCCCACAAGCUCGAAGCCUGGACCCUCAGUCCUACAGCCUGAUUCACCAGCUGAUGUCCGCCGAAGACCUGGAGCCGUUGGGCACACCCAUGUUGAUUGAAGAUGGAUAUGCUGUGACACAGGCAGAGCUAUUUGCUUUGCUUUGCCGCCUGGCCGACGAGUUGCUCUUCAGGCAGAUUGCCUGGAUCAAGAAGCUGCCUUUCUUCUGCGAGCUCUCAAUCAAGGAUUACACGUGCCUCUUGAGCUCUACAUGGCAGGAGUUGAUUCUGCUCUCUUCCCUCACAGUUUAUAGCAAACAAAUCUUUGGGGAGCUGGCUGAUGUCACUGCCAAGUACUCACCCUCUGAUGAAGAACUACACAGAUUUAGUGAUGAAGGGAUGGAGGUGAUUGAGCGGCUCAUCUACCUAUAUCACAAGUUCCAUCAGCUAAAGGUCAGCAAUGAGGAAUAUGCUUGCAUGAAAGCAAUUAACUUCCUGAAUCAAGACAUCAGGGGUCUGACCAGUGCCUCACAGCUGGAACAAUUGAAUAAGCGGUAUUGGUACAUUUGUCAGGAUUUUACUGAAUAUAAAUAUACACACCAACCAAACCGCUUUCCUGAUCUUAUGAUGUGCUUGCCAGAGAUCCGAUACAUUGCAGGAAAGAUGGUGAACGUGCCCCUGGAGCAGCUGCCCCUCCUCUUUAAGGUGGUGCUGCAUUCCUGCAAGACAAGUGCAGUGAAGGAGUGACCUGUCCCCUGCACUGCUUCAGGUGCUCGCAGUGCCUUGGGUGGGCGGGGACAGGCUCCAGAGGAAAGAGCCAGAGAGACCAAGAUGGAGACUGUGGAGCAGCUACCUCCAUCACAAGAAGAAUUUGUUUGUUUGUCUGUUUUUAACCUCAUUUUUCUAUAUAUUUAUUUCACGACAGAGUUGAAUGUAUGGCCUUCAACAUGA